AUGAGCUCUGCAUUCGAAGACGAGGACCUCUCCUUGUCCAUAUCCAACUCGAAUCCGCGUCGCAGUUCGAACAAUGGCGGCCCCAGCAAUGGGCCGCUUCCCCAGAGGUCGCGUCAAGGCCAGGCUUCACAAAACAAGCAAGAUACGGCUUCGGUUGCUCGGGUAAACCAGCGACUCGGGCAGUAUCACGUCGUAAAGACGCUCGGAGAAGGCUCGUUUGGUAAGGUUAAGCUGGCUGUGCACCAAGUCAGUGGACAGAAAGUAGCGUUGAAGAUCAUUGCGCGCAAAAAGUUGGUUACGCGGGACAUGGCCGGGAGAAUCGAACGGGAAAUUCAGUACCUACAAUUGCUGAGACAUCCCCAUAUCAUCAAGCUUUAUACCGUGAUUACCACGCCUAACGAGAUCAUAAUGGUCCUCGAAUAUGCGGGUAUCGAGCUGUUCGACCAUAUUGUCGCCAACGGGAAAAUGAGCGAGGACAAAGCUCGCAAAUUCUUUCAGCAAAUUGUUUGUGCUGUGGAGUACUGUCACCGACACAAGAUCGUUCAUCGUGAUCUGAAGCCAGAGAACCUUCUUCUGGAUGAGAAUCUUAACGUCAAGAUUGCCGACUUUGGUCUGAGCAACAUUAUGACGGACGGAAACUUCUUGAAGACCAGCUGUGGCAGCCCCAAUUAUGCGGCGCCUGAGGUUAUUUCAGGAAAAUUGUAUGCCGGCCCAGAGGUAGACGUUUGGAGUUGUGGUGUCAUCCUCUAUGUCCUGCUCGUCGGUAGACUGCCCUUCGACGAUGAGUAUAUUCCGGCUUUGUUCAAGAAGAUUGCCCAAGGCAGCUACACAAUACCGAACUACCUUUCAUCCGGAGCAGGGCGCCUUAUCAAAAAGAUGCUAGUCGUCAAUCCCGUGCAUCGUAUCACUAUCGCUGAGAUCAGGAUGGACCCAUGGUUCAACAAGGACCUUGCGCCUUAUCUGCAGCUCCCGGCCGAGGAAUUUUUCGAUACAGGUGUUGACCCGAACAAAGCUAUUGAUCCACACAAUCUGGGCCCGGCAAGGCCUGCCCCCGUGGUGCAGCAACUUCACGACACUGUCGUCAGCAAGCUCGGCAAGACGAUGGGUUACGCGAAGGAUGACGUGCAAGAAGCCCUGGCAAGAGAUGAGCCGAGCGCCAUCAAAGACGCAUAUCUCAUCGUUCGAGAAAAUCAGAUAAUGAAGACAAACCCUCUGUUGUCUCAAGAGAGUUGUCUGCAGCCAUUCCUGGCCACGUCCCCGCCAAACUACGAUGCAAGGUCUCCCAUGUCACCAAUCACGCAGCAUAUGGCACCACCACAACCACCGACAUCCGCGGUUCAGAGCAGCAACGAAAGGCCUAGGCACGGUUCCACUUCGAGCAAUCAAACCAACGUCACCGACUACCGUACUCCCGUCAGUACCAUUGCUAUUUUACCGAGCAGCCUCCCUGACUUCCACCGUGCCUACAUGGCCGGGCAUCCAAAGCCGAGGUCCUCGCCCGAACCAUCUUCACAGGGAGACAUCGCCGUGGCGGACACAUCAAUCGCGCAAACCCCCCAACAGCAGGCUGCGACUGCUCGACGCCUGAAGCCUCACACUCGUUCCCGCGCAGAGCUGGAGAAAUCGGGUAUGAAGCCCGAGGCUAUGACGCCCAUCCCAGCGAAGAAGCCGCGGCCAACCAAAUGGCAAUUCGGUAUCCGGAGCAGAAAUCAGCCAGCGGAAGCCAUGUUAGCAAUUUACAAAGCAUUGCGAGCAAUGGGUGCUGAUUGGGAGGUGCCAACCUCAAGAAAACCCGGUGGCGGCAGUAAUAGCGCAGAUGCAUCUCCUGCUAUCUCAAGAAGCGCAUCGCGUUCAAGGAGCUCUUCUACGGGAUCAUUGGGGGAGCGUGGGCAUCAUGAUGGCAGCUCCUCUGAGUCUGAAUCUGACUUGAAUGGAGACUCUGGCGAUGGUGAGAGCGGCCUCCGUGUGCGCAAUGACGCGGACUCUGGCUCUAGAUCAAGAGGCCGGGCACGAAAGGCCUAUGGUCUUUGGAACGACUGGGGGUACCAAAUACCGGAAGAUCCUUGGGUUAUCAAUGCGCGUUUCCGCAAGGAGGGCAUGUUCCCACCAGGCAUUGCCCACCCCUCUUCCAGUCACUCCUCGCGUGUCGACUUGCACCACGAAUAUCAAUCUCGCAGUCGUUCGUCUAGCCUUGCUGGGGGCGUUCUGAUCCACCAUGACGACUCUGGUAGCAACAGCUAUGCAGGUCCCGGUUCGACAUCUUACCCGCAAAGCAAAGGCUCCAGCGCGGCAGCAUCCAUGGCGGGCGAGGCUCUGAACCAAACAGAGGCAGAUCAGGCUUGCUACGUCUAUCUGACCAUUCAGCUGUAUGGCAUCGAGCCCGGCUUUUUCCUGGUCGAUUUCAAAUGCGCUGGUUAUGAGCGACUAAUCCCAACGUUGAUUCGUGAGAUAAAAGUGAACAGCAGAGAUGGGCGCGAGGAGUGGCGACGUCUGGGCGAUGGCGAGGAAGUGCCACCUACUUCCGAGGAUGGAACCGAGACCGAGACGAGACAGAGGGUCGAGUCUCUCGGAGCUGGGCGGGCGAGUGAUGAGAAGAGGGCUACGAGUUCCUUCCCAUUCUUGGAUGUCGCUGGCAGGCUUAUCAUACAGCUUGCUGAAGCAGAUUAA
Molecule: messenger RNA, 2667 nt
Organism: Aplosporella prunicola CBS 121167
Lineage: Eukaryota; Fungi; Ascomycota; Dothideomycetes; Botryosphaeriales; Aplosporellaceae
Exons: 3
Coding region: 1-2667 (888 amino acids)
Biological process (GO): intracellular signal transduction; protein phosphorylation
Cellular component (GO): cytoplasm
Molecular function (GO): ATP binding; protein serine/threonine kinase activity
Source: RefSeq, a predicted model, not a curated record